CACCCAUUCCGCAACCUCACACGAGCUGCCAACGCCAGUCUCUGGGAGCCAUUCGCGGUUCCGGCCAUGGCUCCUUGCGGCCGCACCAGCCGAGUCUCAUAUCCCGAGGUCCCUUGACUAUCCGGCGAUGGCGCACCGAACGAUGAAGCCGAAAUUGGCGGUGCGCCGGCCGCGGAUCCUGCGCUCGCUGCUCUCGCGAUCGACCCUCCAGAAGCUCGCCCUCGCCUUCUUCGUCUGGAACAUUAUCGAAGCCCAUCUCAGCUACUACCGCAUCGCGCGCGCCGAACAAGAAUCCAAAGCACAGGCUGUGCUCCGUGAGCCCAUCCGGGUCUAUAUCGCGAGUCUGCACUGGAACAACGAGAAGAUCCUCCGGUCGGAUUGGAACCAGGGCGUGGUCGACUUGGUCAAGGCCCUCGGUCCCGAGAACACCUUCGUCAGCGUCUACGAAAGCGGCAGUUGGGAUAACUCGAAGGAUGCCCUGCGCGAGCUCGACCGAGAGCUUGAGAAAACCGGUGUCGGCAAGAAAAUCGUGUUGGACGAUGCGACCCAUGCGGAUCUGAUCAGCAAGCCGCCAAGCGACGGCGAAGAGGGAUGGAUCACCAUUCCCGACGGGAGGAAGGCUCUGAGGAGGAUACCUUAUCUCUCUAAUCUGCGAAACCUCUCGCUGCAGCCGCUGCUGGAACUUGCCGAGAACGGCACCACCUUCGACUAUGUUCUCUUCCUGGGCGAUGUCGUCUUUUCCGUCUCCGACGUCAUCGCCUUGCUCAAAACCAACAAGGGCCACUACGCCGCCGCCUGCUCCCUGGACUUCAGCAAGCCACCGCUCUUUUACGACACGUUCGCCCUCCGCGACGCACACGGCCACGUGCACGCCUCCCAAACCUGGCCCUACUUCCGAGCAUCCGCAUCCCGAAACGCCAUGGUCAGCGGCCAACCGGUCCCGGUCACCAGCUGUUGGAACGGCAUCGUCGCCAUGCCGGCCUCGACCUUCACGGGCCUGCGCGGCCUCCGCUUCCGCGGCCUGCCCGACUCGCUGGCCGCCGCCCACCUCGAGGCCUCCGAGUGCUGCCUGAUCCACGCCGACAACCCGGCCUCGCGCUCCCGCGGCGUGUUCCUCAACCCGGCCGUGCGCGUCGGCUACUCGCGCGCCGCCUACGACAGGGUCCAUCCGGAUGGGGAAGGGAUAGGGGAGGGGGAAGGGACGGGGAUGCGGAGCAGCAGCGGCGGCAGCGGCAGCAGCAGCAGGGGCAGGGGGAGGGGGAGGAAAAGUUGGCUCUCGCUGACCGAAAUUUAUCUGGGCUUGUGGAAGAAUCGGCUCGCUAGGUGGUUUACCACGCCCUGGUUUGAGGAGAGGGAGGUGAAGGGGCGGGUGAGGAGGUGGGUUCAGGCUGGGGAAGGGAGGGAGGAAAGGGGGACGUUUUGUGCGGUGGAUGAGAUGCAGGUUCUGGUACAUAACGGGUGGAAGCAUCUGUAGCAAUACUCGCUUUGGGGUUUUUUGGGUUGGGACUUCGUGUGUUUAGAUGCUGCCGGCGUUAGCUUUCGUCAUCCCGGUCUGUAGAACAGGUCGUCAUUUUGGGCAUUUGUUCGGAUAGAGCUUUGGAUGUUGGGCAAAGGCACGACUGGUCUCAUGUCCCGCCGUCUUCACCACGGGGCAAGCGUAUUGAGAAGAAAUCAGGCAUUCAUCUGCGGGCCAAUCGGCCAUGGUAUGUGCGUGUACUCUACAUAUGAAGAGGAACGAAAAGCAAGCUCCCAUCCCAAACUCCGAGUCAUCCGUAAAACGUGGCUCAUGGGAAUCCGAUCUGAGUGCCAACCGUGGCUGGGUA
This is a messenger RNA of Thermothielavioides terrestris NRRL 8126, 1823 nucleotides long. RefSeq names its product glycosyltransferase family 69 protein. The record is from RefSeq and is a predicted model, not a curated record. Bases 143 to 1474 code for a protein of 443 amino acids. The transcript is spliced from 3 exons. NCBI's taxonomy places the organism in Eukaryota, Fungi, Ascomycota, Sordariomycetes, Sordariales, Chaetomiaceae.